Molecule: messenger RNA, 2994 nt
Organism: Pseudozyma flocculosa PF-1
Lineage: Eukaryota; Fungi; Basidiomycota; Ustilaginomycetes; Ustilaginales; Ustilaginaceae
Exons: 2
Coding region: 1-2994 (997 amino acids)
Biological process (GO): P-body assembly; deadenylation-dependent decapping of nuclear-transcribed mRNA
Cellular component (GO): P-body
Molecular function (GO): RNA binding
Source: RefSeq, a predicted model, not a curated record
AUGUCCUUCUUCGGCUUCGACACCGCCCUGCCAAGGGACAAGCCUGCCAUCCGUCCAGGCCAGCAGCCUCACCACGCCAGCUCGGCCUUCGACCCCACCUUUGACCCCACUGGCGGCAUCGACGACGAUGACACCCUCGACGCAAAGAUCAAGGCACUCGCCGCCGGCGCACAGGAGGAUGUGGAAAUCUACACAUGGGGCCAGGAGGGAUACGACGGCCUCGGAGACAAGCUCGACGAGGCAAACGACGACUUCAACGAAGACACCUUUGGCGACCUCGGUGGCGAUGUCGGCAAGGACUUUGACUUUGGCGCCGCUGCCGGACUCGAUCCCGUCAAGCCCGGCGCCAAUCACCAGAACAACAAUAACAACAACGUCAAUUGGCAGGCCCAGCAGCCGCAGCACCAGCAGCAUGCCGGAAAACGCGACACCGCAUCCGCCUUUGCCACCACCCUGGACGAGUUCUGGAUGACGCCUCCCUCCCGUUUCGGCGCCCGCGACGACCGCCCGACGACUUCGCAGCCCCAGCAGCAGCAGCAGCAGCAGCAGUUGCCCAAGCAGGCCGCUCCCCGUACGCUCGAGGAAGUUGAGGCCGAAAUGCUUGCAAUGAGGGGCAAGGUUCAGCCUAGCCAGCCGCCGCAGCAGCAGCCCGUGGAGGCCGAGUCGCAGGGCCGGGGGAAGCCCAUGACGCUCGAAGAAGUCGAGGCAGAGAUGCUGGCGCGUCGUGGCGCGGUUGCCCCCGUCCAGAACGCAUCACCCGCUACCAGCGUGCAAGACCCAAAUCUUCCCGUCGGACUUUCGGCACUGAUGCAGCAGCAGCAGCAGGGUGCGUUCCCUCCGGGCAUGCCGCCACCGCCGCCUGGCUACUCGCACUCGCCCCAGCCGUCGGUGGGUCUGCCUGGCAUGCCGCCCAUGGUACCUCCGCCAAACCUGCGCAUGAUGCCAGGACAACAGCCUCCGACCGCAGCGGCCAUGCAGGCAGCCCAGCAGCAGGCGCAGGCAGCCCACUUCGCCCGCAUGCGCGCCCUGCUCGAGGCUAUGCCCCCGCUCGUCCAGCAGAGCAUCCUCUCGCUCCCGCCACCCAUGCAGUUCGAAUCGCUCGAGAGCGUCGUCGUUGCCUACCCCGGCCUGUUGGACCCCAGCCAGCGCGAGGGCGCACCCGGCUCCGCCGCCGAGCAGGAGGCCGUCAAGUUCAUGAUGGUUAAGGCCCAAGCCCACAUCGCUGAGCUCGAGCGGGCCGAGGCCAAGCGCAAGAGGCGGCUCGACAAGAUCGCUUCCAUGGCGCGCUACAACGGCCUCAUGUCGGGCUCGGACAAAGAUUUCAUCACCCGAAUCCAGAUCAGCCAGCUCAUUACCGCCGACCCGUACGCCGAUGACUUUUACGCGCACAUCUACUUUGCGCUGCGAGGCGGGCCGAUGCGACCGGGCGUCCCCGCCGCUGUGGUCCCCUCGGCCGGCAACAACAACGGCAACGGCGCCGGAACUAAGCAGGGCAAGGGCAAGCAGCGGCUAAACAAGCAGCAAAACGCGAUGCUGCGGAUGCAGCAGCAGGUGGAGCGGAUCGUCCAAAACCGCAAGGAGCGGAUCGAAAAGAGCGCCAGCGGCGCCGCUCUCGAGGGCGCGCUGGGCCGCGUCAGCCUGAGUAGCACCAAGAACCCCAGGCAGAUGCUCCAGAUCAACGCCUCUGAGGCGUCGCCCAAGGCCGGGACCGCCGCCACCACCAAGGGCCGGGAUAGCCCGGGCGCCGGCCACGCGCGCGACGCCGUCAAGCAGGCGCUCGAGGGCGCCAGCCUCGGCCGUGAGGGCGCCAACGGGCAGCGGAGGGAUCCGCUCGGCAAGCACGAGGUGCUGCGGAUCCUAGAGAACCUCUACGACACAGUGCUCGCGCUCGAACAGAAGCGCCGCAAUGCGCCUCCCGCUCCCGCUGGCGAAGCUGCUGGUGGUGGUGGCGGUGGUGACGACGGCGAGGCAUCCAAAGCGGCAGCGGAUCCGGCGGCCGACCAGGCGCGUGAGGCGUACGAGGCGUGGCAGGCCGAGCAAGCUGCGCUGACGGCCAAGCUGUGGAAGGAGCUGCGGGUUCUGGAGCCGCUCGAGAUUUCGGACCCGCACCCCUUCGUCUCGCUGCUGUCCUGUGCCAAGGGCAAGCGGCUGCUGCCGCGUGCGUUGCGCCACCUGACGCCCGAGCAGACUUUGACGGCGCUGACGAUGGUGGUAGCGUCGUUUGAGACCCUCGACGUGGUGCGGCUGGCGCCUCUGCUCGACGACCCGACCGACGACGCGGCCAGGACCGAGGCCAAGAACGACGUCGAGAGGCAGACCGAGACAUUUGCCACGACGAUUGUGCCGAGCAUGAUGCAGCUCGCCGCCACGGCGCCGAUGCGCAUCGUCAGCGGCAUGCUGGCGCUGUUCGUCGAGCGCAACGAUGCGGUGCGCGUGGCGCAGACGCGGCCGGGCGUGGCAUUCCUCACCAUUUUCCUGUCGCGCGCUGAGACGCUGCGCCAGGGCGGCGGCGCGGCGGGCGGCGAGGAGCCAUCGGCUGACGAGUUGGACCAGUGGAAACAGAUCUUCGGCUUGCUGUUUUCCCGCCUGACGGCGGGCGGUAAGCUGCCUACUCUUUUCCCAUCAACGCGCGCUAAGGCAGCUUUACCGUUCGGAGUGGGCUACUACCUCUCGGGCGGCCUCGGUGGGGCCACAUCGGGACUGACGUCGCAAAUGUCUUCAGGAGGACGAUACCGCAAUGCCGACGUCGAAGACGAGCCCGUCUGGAACCUCAUGGCCGCCCUGGCCGUCUCGGCGGGAAUGGAGCAGCAACAGGUCCUGGUUCAGGAGCUCCGCGAGAAGAUUCUCGAAAACGUCGUUUCGGCCAAGGAGUGGAGCAAGCGCAACGGUGGUGCCAACGCGGCUGGAGAUGAGCUCGGUCCCGAUCUGAGGAUCCGAAACGUCAACCUCCUCCUUCAUGCCCUCAAUCUCGACGCUGCUCAGAUCACCGUCUAG